Lactuca sativa (garden lettuce) is the source of this 1495-nucleotide messenger RNA. RefSeq names its product transcription factor bHLH144. Lineage: Eukaryota; Viridiplantae; Streptophyta; Magnoliopsida; Asterales; Asteraceae. The record is from RefSeq and is a predicted model, not a curated record. Gene Ontology annotation, molecular function: protein dimerization activity.
CCCCACCCACUUCUUUUUCAUCUAAUUUAGAUGUCCCCCAUCAUUCAUUUCACCCAUUCCCCCCUUCAUUGUUGCUGCCCAACAGAUCAAGAACAUCUUCCGAGUUUUCUGUUCUUCUCAAGAAGUUUGAUCUAUUUUCCUCAGGAAUCUGGACUUUGGUUUUGGUGUAGGGGGAUCAUCAAAAAGUCGAUUUUGAUAUAAAAAUAGAGCAACAUGCCGUGGACCUCUUUAGGAAUUAAUUAUUGUGGAAAGUGUUUUCACUUGGCGCUCUUCUUUUUCAUACUGUAAUUCUAUUUUCUCAGAGUUGUUUUUGUUAAUUGUGUGAGUUGUUAGUAUUUAUUACUCUGCAUAUUGGUUGGAGGACUGAGAAUGUACAUUGGCAUUACACAAAGGAGAAUUGGAUCUGUAAAAGAAGUGGGAAAGAUUAAAAUGAGUGUUGGAAUUAUUGCGUAUUACAAUUUGAUGCAAGUUUGUCAGGCUGAAUAUUUUCGUCAGUUGCUUAAGCCAGUUACGUAGUCUUCCAAAAGUCAAAGCCCUUUUUGGUCAUUUCACAUUAGAAAACCAUAAAUCUCUCAAAAUCUGUUAGUUGUUGGUGAUUAUUAUUAACAUAAAUCUCUUGGCCUAAAAAUGGAAAUAACUUGAAAAGUGCAUCAUUUGCACUCUCCUCAAAAUCCUAAUUGCCUUUCAAGAUUCUUCUUUUUUUUUUUUUUAAAAUUUUUGUAUUUAAAAAAACAAAACCACAAAAUUCGAAAGCCACAGUUCAGAUUUCAGAAAUCGUUUUUUGGUCAACAAAAGUCAAAAUGGGUAGUGGGUACUUCCCGGAUCGCAAUCUUUCAUCCUUCUUUGGUCAAAAUGUUGACUUUCAGCCUGCCCGAGACUGCCCGAGAAACUUUAUUAUAUUUGACCGGACAGAUAACCAAAGCAGGAUCGUGUACCAUCCUGAUACUACUACUUCUACUAUGCCGGUGCGAAAAGACGAAAAUGCCCCUGGAGUUAUGAAUGAAGAUUUAGCUGAUAUAGAUGCGUUGUUGAGCUUGGAGGAUGAAGAGGAGGAAUAUGAAGAGGGUGAUGACGUCAGCACGGGGCGUACAGGUGGAUAUGAUGGAAGUGACACGUCAGAUACUUGCUCUUCGAGCAGGAGAAACGGUGGGCCAGGGGUAUUUUUGGGAUAUGAGGUGAAAGAUAGUGAAAGAAAGAGGGAUAAGAUGAAGAAGAUGGUGAAGUCUCUUAAGGGAAUUGUGCCUGGUGUUAAUGGAGGAAUGAAUACUGUUGAUGUUCUUGAUGAAGCUGUGAAAUAUCUCAAGUCGUUGAAAGUUGAAGCUCAAAAGAUGGGGGUUGGAGAUUUCCAGGGGUGAAAUGACGAUGGUGCCCUUGCUGAUAAGGUGUUGUGUUUGUUUUGGAAGGUGGCUAGGUGGGUAGAAUGGUAAUUUUACUUGCUUUUCUUAUGUACGGAUGAUGGAUCUUUAUGUGAUGUUUAUGAUGAGUGGUUUUUACA